GCUUUGUCCCAGUUGGGACGUAACGCCAGAAAGAAGAAGAAUAACGAUGAACCUAAUAAAAAAAAAAACUUGAGAUCCAAACUGCUUGGCAACAUUUAGGCCCAUGAAUAUUGUGAUUUUUUCACACAACACAUUUUUUUUUAAAUGUGGCAAUGACAUCUAUUGCAAUAAUUUUCGUUUUGUUCUGUUUGCCUUCUCCAAUCAGAUCUCAAUUUGCUCCUAUAGGGAGAAUGUAUGGACUGACAUUCAUGGCACUCCAAUUUAACAUAUACGGAUAUUCAAACAAAAAAUUAUUUCGUUUAGUGUCCAAUUUGGAACUAAUUUAGAUUAAUUUAUUUCUAAUUUGCCAAAAUGAAGUCACGGCCAGAUGCACAACAAAACAAACAAAUUCAAUCAUUUGUUAUACUUUCGCUGCUCGACUACAACGGCCGUCCAUUCACAAUGCGCACGUUAACAUUGAUGGUUGUGGGAUUGAUUUUCAUCGCUGUGAUCGUCGCACCUGACGCCAGCUGUCAUCGCAGAGGAGGAGAAGCCGGAGGGAAAGGGGAUCAUCCGUGGAAGACCAAUACUUCAGCUACUACAAUAGGAGGACAGGCAAUUAACACCACUGCCAUCGGGCCUGUAAUGGCGACGAUCACUCCAAGAUCCACCACAUUUCGGACCACGAUGGCCAUUCUCAUCGUGUCGUCAAAUCCGAUAGAUGUCAAGAAUGGAAAGUGAUUCAGUGUUUAAUAAAUUGGCUCAUGGCAUUAUUUUUGCCUCAAUAUUGCAAACAACGCACAGUAUCUUGUCUUUGUACGCUUUUCAUGUCUCUACAAUGUUGUUAAACGUAUUACCUAAAACAAGUGUUUUUGUUGAAUAUAUCAACUCUUUAUCUCUUGGAGUGAAGAAGCUAUUGGUCAAUUUGUGGAUCAUAAGCCCCAGAUACUUAACUUCAUCUGAUCAAUUUAUUGGAACUCCUCUCAGUGUGACAACAUGACUACUUAGGUUUCAAAUAAAGAGC
Aedes aegypti (yellow fever mosquito) is the source of this 1003-nucleotide messenger RNA. RefSeq lists its product as uncharacterized. The transcript is spliced from 2 exons. Lineage: Eukaryota; Metazoa; Arthropoda; Insecta; Diptera; Culicidae. The record is from RefSeq and is a predicted model, not a curated record. The coding region runs from base 352 to 720 and encodes 122 amino acids.